Catharus ustulatus (Swainson's thrush) is the source of this 1291-nucleotide messenger RNA. RefSeq lists its product as uncharacterized. The record is from RefSeq and is a predicted model, not a curated record. NCBI's taxonomy places the organism in Eukaryota, Metazoa, Chordata, Aves, Passeriformes, Turdidae. Bases 419 to 1291 code for a protein of 290 amino acids. The transcript is spliced from 6 exons.
UUGUGGCAUAAAUCAAACAUUCCUCUCUGCAUGUGAAACAUGGAUGGAAUUAAACCAAGUCUGUCUUUGCUGGGGAAGUGUCAGAUGCAGGCUGCUCCCUGUGCUGGAGAUUUCCCAGUUCUGACUGUGGUCCUCAAAGGAAGGAAAUAUCAUCACAACAUCUGUUUCCAGAAAUCUCAAAAUCAGCCAAAGAAAAACCACACCCUUGGAUGAGAUCAAAUGCUCAAGGUGAAAUCAGCAGAAGGAAUUUGUGAGCAUCUGAGAGGCACCAAGAAGCAGAAUCCUCCCACUGUGGUAUCAGAGGUCUGCAUUGUGAAUUGAAAAGUUUGACAGCCUAAAAACAGAUCCUCCAACAUCUGCAGUUGUAGUUGAAGGAGAAAUCAUCUCUUAUUGGAGACUGGAGGGAGCAGGGACCACCAUGCUGAGCACAGACUUGAAAGCUCAAAGAAGUCUGGUACAGACACGGGGAGAAACACUGGACAUGGAACAGCCCAGAACACUGAGCACCAGCCCAAUGUUGAGCCUCAAGCCCAAGGAGCCUUCACUGGGAGAUGACAGAACUGCAACACUUGUGAUUGCCCUGACCCCGAGCGCUGAGGAUGAUGUCAGCAGCCUGGACAAUUCCAGAAGCAAUUCCUAUCCCCCUCAGCAUCUCUUGGGGCACACAGGCAUACCGAGUGUUGAUGACGUGAGGACCCAGCUCAAGAAGAAGCUGCGCGAGAGGAAACUGCACACGUCCAAAAGCAUCCAGACUGCAAAAAGCCUUCUCCCAUACCAGCGCCAGCCUCCCCGGCUGAAGGACGUGUUGGAAAAGACACCCUCAAGCUGGGAUCAACAGGAGAUGCAGUCACGUUCAAACCGAUACGGACUAAACCCCUCGGAUGUAGGCGGUGGAUUACACCGUGCUUACGGUGCCUCUGUCACUGCACAACGCAGAGAUGAGGAGGAAGAUCCAGCUCCCAGGAGGAACUACAUCAGGAGACACAAACGGCACAAGAGGGACGACAGCCGGAAUUGGGUUGGACAUAAGCAGCUUUUGUACCAGGUUUGGAGGUCGGGAGUCAAAGUGGAGCCAAAGCCCAGAGCUGACCAGGGUCUAAAGAGGAACCUGGAUUUUCCCUCUGACCCGUUGGUUCAGAGCCGCCCUGCUGCCAGCAGCUGGGGAGAGGCCUUGGCUGAAGAGGAGCAAUCCUCUCUAGGCAGGCACACCCUGAUCUCCCCUGACAGCACAGAGGAGAAAGGCUCCAUGCCCCUCAAUAAACCUUGGAGAACUCUUGGAAACCGCGCUUGA